UCUCACUAUUGUAUUGACAUCAGGAGGACGAAGACAUUUUUUUUAACCUUCUCUAACUUUUCUUACCUUCUCGGAAAGUUAUGACGCGCUCCAGUGUGGCUGAACGGACUCAAACCAGAAGGGAGGUGCAAAUUUGAUGCCUAGUGUGCUGGAAGAUUCCUCUCUUGCAAGAUGACCCAAUCAGUGCAAGUUAACCCCAAUCUGUCUGAUUUGGGUUCUCCAUUCAUCUGUUCAAAUCCGGAGGAGACUGACCAACAGUGUUCCUACUCCGUCAAAACACCGUAUGGAUUCCAGCUAGAUUUGGACUUCCUUAAGUAUGUGGAAGAGAUAGAAAGCGGGCACAACAUUAGGCAGAUCCCUGCUUUUGUCCGUCGCGGUGGUCGUCCUGCAAAACUGUCCCAGAGGAGUGCUAGUGUUGGUGGGCGGAACAACAGCUGGAUGUCCACGGAGUCCCUGGCCUCACCCGCUAGUGAGGAUGGAAGGGCACCUCCACCUCCUCCACCACGUAACCGCCUGGGGUCAGCGCCCAGUGAAGUGUUCUCCCUGUCUCCGGUGACCCUCUCCAAUGUUCCUCCACUGUCAACUGCAGCCAAAGUGCCUCCACCACUACCACUGCGCAAUCCUAGGGUGGAGCGCACCCUUCUGGAGACCAGCCGUCGUCUACAGCAGGAGCAGGGUAACCAAAAUGGUGCACAGUUACAGUUGGCAGAUCCUCCAAAGAUACUUCAAUCUGCCCACACGAACUGGACCAAAUCCAGUCCGGGUCACUCUGGGCGCAGCACCCCGGCUACUUGCACAUCAGUGACUCCAAUUCCACCAAGCCAGCUUCAGACAGUUCGGGAGCAGAUGGCCACAGCCUUAAAGCAGCUGAAGGAGAUGGAAGAGCGAGUGAAAGGGGUCCCCGCUCUGGAGAAGGAGGUGGCUAUGCUUCGGGCAGAGAAGGCCAUGCUGCUGUCAGCCCUGAAGAAGCAAGAUACUAUCCAGAUGCAGCAGCAGAAACAGCCCACUGAAACCUCCUCUCAGACCACAGACAUUUAUUUCCAGGGUCGAUUAUCUUCUCCAACAUCGCCAGGUCACAAAGGUUUAAUGAAGUCCAGUGAGCUAAAGAUGCUGGCAGAGAAAUUUGAAGAGACAGUCAUAGCAGACCAGUCGCCUAACGUUUCACCCAGACCUAAGGUUCAGGCAUCAUUGGUGAAAUGUGUGGCAGUUGGGGAAGACAAACCCAUGGACUCUAUUGUCUUCUACUACAGCUGUGGCCUCAAAGACUCCUCUGUGGGCACCCAGAUCAGUGUUUGUGAGCAGAGUACUGGAACAGAACCCUUUCCAGUUCAGGAGGCUUCAUCACAGACCAAAGUUGAAAGUGAGGAAGUUGGAGUUUGGGUGACGGAGCCACUGCCCAGGGUUUCGUCAGAGACGCAGCGAGAGAUGGACGCCUUACAGGACACUAUCAAAUUCCAGCAAGAGUCUAUAGUUGCACUGGAGGACCGGCUCAGUGAGGCCGACAGAGAUCUUGGAAUCUUGAGAGUCCGGAUUAAAGAGCAGACCACCAAAGUCACAUUUGAGAAGGGGGUUAUGGCAAAACCUGAUAGAAAGGAAGUCUUGUUAAGCACAGAGACACCUACACUAAAAGACGUGGCUAUUUUAUGUUAUCCCGAGGUAAGAGAUGUGUGUGUAGGUCUUUUGGUGGACUUUGUUGACCAGUGCACCCAGACAGAUGAUCCACCACCAAAUACAGAACCAGUCUGUGUCCAAAUGGUGACCACAGGAUGUCCAUGUUUGAGGGAAGAAAAGAGCAAGGAACUCAAGGUUGUGAAGACAAGACAGUUGACCGUCACUGAUUACAAAGUCUCAUCUGUGGAAAUGGUCACCACAGCCGAGGGGGUUGAGACAGAACCAGGAGACAAGCCACCAACUAGUACUGUAAAGCCUGGAUUGCUGAAGUCAAUCAUGAAGAGGAAAGAUGGAAGUUGCUCAGGAGAGAAUGGCAGCAAAAAGAGCCUGCAGUUUGUUGGCAUCCUCAAUGGAGGCUAUGAGUCUACGUCCAGUGAAGAAGAAGAUGACGAAGUGGACGAUGAAGAUGACGGCAGCUCCUCUGGGGAAAGUGCAGAAGGUGAAUGUCUGGACAGCUCGGAGGAGGACGAGGCGACGCUAGAAGAGGAGACGUCAGAGGAGGAGAGGAACAUCAACAUGAAUGAGAGUGACACAGACGAGGAAACCCUUUGUGCAAAAUAUUCAUCAGAAGGAGUGAAAGAGAAGUUUGAGCUGAGCUCCAAAUUGCGGGAAGCCUGUCUCAUCCUGAAGAAUCACCUGAAUGAUGAUGAGGACAGUCUGAAGAGUAAGGAAGUGCUCGCCAGUAAUCACACAAUCCAACUGGAGUGGUUCCGCAUUUCCAGUGGGAAAAUGGCGCAACCAUCGCGGGUGUCAGACUACUUGAUGGCAUUCACAGAGGUGUCAGCGGCGCUGCUGGAUCACGUGGUCAACAUGACAGAUGGCAACGGGAACACGGCUCUGCACUACAGCGUCUCACACUCCAACUUUGGUGUUGUGGGCCUUCUGCUGGACACUAACGUGUGCCGCGUGGAUGAACAAAAUAAGGCUGGCUACACAGCAAUCAUGCUGGCAGCGCUCUCCACGGUGAAGGAGGAUGAUGACAUGGUCGUGGUCAGGAAACUCUUCAGUAAAGGCAAUGUCAACGCCAAGGCCAGUCAGGCAGGUCAAACGGCGCUGAUGCUGGCGGUCAGUCACGGUCGGCAGGAGAUGGUUCUAGCUCUGUUGGAGUGCGGCGCUGAUGUCAAUGUGCAGGACGACGAGGGAUCGACUGCACUGAUGUGCGCAAGUGAACACGGCCGAGCUGAAAUCGUGAAGGUGCUGCUGGAGCAGCCGGGUUGUGACAUCUCCAUUGUUGACAACGACGGCAGCAAUGCUCUUUCCAUCGCUCUGGAGGCGUCCCACAACGACACAGCUGUUCUGCUCUACGCGCACAUGAACUAUAUCAAAGCCUAGAGUUCAACGCUGAGGGAGAACCCAACAGCUGUCAGAGGCCCAACCAGCACCCACUGACUUUGGCCAGCAGUGUGACAAUCAGUUCUCCCGCAUACUUGUUGAUGAGAAACCGUUGUCUAAACAAAGAGUUGCGGGUUAUUGAUGAAUAACCAUUUUAUCAAUACAUUUUACAAGUAACCCAGCAACGACAAUAAAUAAUAAUUAUGUUACUGCACUCGACUUAUAUUUACUCUGUAACACCAAUUAAAUCAGUGCAAACAAUGCUGUUAUCCAGUUGGUGGUAUAACAAUAAUGCGUAUUACAUUCUUAGGCCAUCAUGUUUAUGUCUGCUUAAUCCAGCCUACAGUGUCAAACAUUUUCAAAUAACAAAUUGAAUAAAGUAAUGUGGGCAUGCAUGUGCCAAAAAAUAGAUCAAUCAUGUCUGAGAAUAUUAAACAAAAAGUUAAUGCAACUAAAUAAUUUCCAUCUGAUGUUUUUCCAUCAAUAACAAACCGAUUCAAUGUGAGUACAUGGCGGAUUAUGAAGUACAUGCGUGAUUGCUCCUAUGAGCUGCUUCACAGACAUGACUGACAAGACAACUGUCUGUACCGUCCCAGUUGCUAUCAAAUGAACAUUCAUGUCAGAAAUAAA
Messenger RNA from Synchiropus splendidus (mandarinfish), 3633 nucleotides. It is a transcript of the gene kank3, whose product is annotated as KN motif and ankyrin repeat domains 3. Gene Ontology annotation, biological process: negative regulation of actin filament polymerization. Bases 172 to 3003 code for a protein of 943 amino acids. Gene Ontology annotation, cellular component: cytoplasm; cytoskeleton. Gene Ontology annotation, molecular function: protein binding. The record is from RefSeq and is a predicted model, not a curated record. The transcript is spliced from 11 exons. Lineage: Eukaryota; Metazoa; Chordata; Actinopteri; Syngnathiformes; Callionymidae.